UCUACAAAAGUAAAAAAAGGAAAUCGAAAAUUUUUAAAACCUAAUUUCUAAAAUUAAACAAAAAGCUGAAAAUUAAAAAACCUAAAAUCAGAAGAUGAAAGUAGUGCUUCAGUCGCCACCGCCGUUCAGUCCUCCGUUCCAUUCCGCUCUCCUCCCAUCUCUGACGGCUAAUGCGACAAGGCGAAUCACCGGCGCCACCUCUAUGCUAGGAAAAUCGAAAAUAUCAAACAAAAACCUAAAACCAGAAGAUGAAGGACAAUGGAGGAGAGAUAUGGAAGAAUUACCUCGUUGCCGAUUCAUUCUCGAUCUUGUCGUCGUCGUCGCACAAGGUUUUGAGGCGAGGGAGAGGCGGAGAGUAUUAAGAGGAGAGAGAAAGAGAUCGAGGAUAUCUCCUUGCUCGCAGGUGGCGAAUUUCGCCAGCACCGUUCUCCACCGCCGGCGAUUUCAAAGAUUGAAACGCAGAGGGUUUGAGGAGAGAGAGGGAGGCAGAAGGUUUGAGAAGAGAGAGAAAUGAAAUAGGGUUUUGAAAAUUGGGUAAAAAUAGAUAUUUAUAUAACCCGUAAAAUUAAACCACGGAUUGUUUGACCCGCGAACUGACCCGCGACACACCCAUGGGUGGGUGGUCUGACCGGUCAGGCGGCCUUUUUCAAAAGUUUGUAUAGUU
Messenger RNA from Spinacia oleracea (spinach), 664 nucleotides. RefSeq lists its product as uncharacterized. The record is from RefSeq and is a predicted model, not a curated record. The coding region runs from base 95 to 514 and encodes 139 amino acids. The transcript has 2 exons. Lineage: Eukaryota; Viridiplantae; Streptophyta; Magnoliopsida; Caryophyllales; Amaranthaceae.